AUGAAAGCGGAGCAGGAAAAGUUUGGUCUCACUUUGGCUCGUUCGGUGAGGGGGGAUCGCGACUCGGAUGGGAAGGGGGAAUGGCGGGAAUCCUCCCGAAAGUAUUCAAAACAACGGCUCAAAAUUCGCCGAUUUUUCUGCGAGAUUCCGGAGGAAUAUUCCCGCUUUAACAAGUGGUUGUUGCCUCGCUAUUUCUACCAAGGCUUUGAUCUUUGUGAGUAUUCGGACUUGUUCAAUCAACAGUGCAGUCGUUCAUCGGUCCCUUCCACUCGGCAAAGACCCCCUCUUUCGUUCGAGCAAAGGACGCCUAAUCUGAAAUACGGGUUUUCCUCGAUGCGAAAGAGCUAG
Molecule: messenger RNA, 348 nt
Organism: Dovyalis caffra
Lineage: Eukaryota; Viridiplantae; Streptophyta; Magnoliopsida; Malpighiales; Salicaceae
Source: the annotation of a GenBank genome assembly